Molecule: messenger RNA, 5166 nt
Organism: Conger conger (European conger)
Lineage: Eukaryota; Metazoa; Chordata; Actinopteri; Anguilliformes; Congridae
Product: CD109 antigen-like
Exons: 35
Coding region: 1-5166 (1721 amino acids)
Cellular component (GO): extracellular region
Molecular function (GO): endopeptidase inhibitor activity
Source: RefSeq, a predicted model, not a curated record
AUGUGUGACACCAGCCAGAAUCACCUUGCUAAUACCAUCCCUAUGAUGAAGCAUGGUGGUGGCAGCGUCAUGCUAUGGAGCCCUUCAUUCCUGGUUGCAGUGCCUAGCGAGAUACAACUAGGAGUGCCGACAUCACUGUCAGUUACAGUCCUAAUCGAUUCUCCUGUCAGUGUCACUGCAGAGGUUUUCAGUGAUAACACCAGUAUUUUGGACAGUGCUGCAAGCCCUCCUCCUCCAUACACGCUUGUGGUUAAUGGCUAUGUGGGGAAGAUGUUGGUGUUCAGCAACACAACCAUCAUGCAAAUCAAGGCCUUGAGCUUCACUACCUUCAUCCAGACUGACAAAUCCCGCUAUGAGCCCGGCCAGGCAGUGAAGAUCCGGGCCAUCUCCAUUUACUCUGACGGCAAGCCGUACAAAGGCCCAGCUGACAUCACCAUCAAGGAUCCCAAAGGAAACUUGGUGCAGCGGUGGCAGCUUGUUGAGAGCUACCUGGGUGUGGCGACUAGGGAAUUACAGCUCUCAGAAAAUCCUCGCCCUGGCAUGUGGACCAUAUUGGUUACGGUUAAUGAGGUGAUCAAGAGGAACUUUAUGGUGGAACACUAUGUGCAACCAAAUUUUGAAGUGUUGGUAAAUGUGCCCAGUAUCAUUCAUUAUGAAGAUAACCUGAUUGGAAAGGUCAAUGCCCAGUACCCGAACGGGAAACUGGUACAUGGAGUAAUGACAGUGAUGGCUGAGUUAUUUAACGGAAUGAGUGCUAAUAAGACCAAGAAGAUCAGUGGUUCGGGCGAUUUUGUCUUCAGCAAAGCUGACUUCACACACCACUUUGGCCUAUUUAAACGAUCUGUGAAGCCCAAGGAAGGCGAUGAUAUGGUUGUUAUUAAUGUCAUUGCCUGGGUUACGGAGACUCUAACAGGUUUAAAAUAUAGUAGAAAAACAAUAGUGAAAGUGGUAUUCCAGAAAUAUCACCUUGAAUUCUUCAACUAUCCCAGAGUGCUGAGAACAUCACUAAACUUCACUGCACAGGUAGGAAGACUUUUUAUAAUCAUGAGUGGAAUAACAUUGCCAAUGAAGAUGACCUCCCCUUCACCACACCCCCUACCCCUCACCCGAGCCCCUCCCCCACCCACCACCAUUGCUCCCCUACCCUCCUCCAUAACAAUGAAGAACUACAAGCUUCUAGCCACCAGCGGGGCCAGCCAGAAGAGCCAAGAGCCUCUAGCCACCAGCGGGGCCAGCCAGAAGAGCCAAGAGCCUCUGGCUACCAGAGGGGAAUGGCUGUCAGUGGAUGAGAGCAUGGUCCCAUACUAUGGCCGACAUGGAUGGCUGGGUCAGGGACCCAGCGUUGUUCUUGGUCUUUCAGAGCAAGCUCAGGUGCCUCAAGGUUGCAAAUUUACCCAUGACAACCUCUUCACAUCACUUGCACUCCUUGAUGAGAUGACAAAAAGACGAUAUGGGAGCUCUGGAACAGUGAGGCAGAAUCGCCUGUUUGAUGUCCCUUUCAUGCCACAGAAGGACUUCAUGAAGUUACCUCGGGGAACCGCUGAGGUUCUGACCCAAGGAGAGAAGCUGCUGGUCUGGUGGAAAGACAAUAACAUUGUCACAGUGGCAACAAACGUGGAGGAGAAAUACAGUGAGGUCACUGUCAAGAGAUGGAACAAGGAGCGGCGUGCCUUUGAUAAAGUCCAACAACCAAAAUGCAUCACCAAAUACAAUGAGCACAUGGGUGGUGUAGACCUUCACGACCUACAAGUUUCAAGAUACCAUAUCUCAAUCAGGUCUAAGAAGUGGUGGUGGCCCAUCUUUGCAUGGUCUCUCAACAGUGCACUUGUAAACAGCCAUCUCUUUUACAGAGAUGUUAUGGGAGGGACCAUUGACCUGCUCACCUUCUCACGGAUACUGGCACAGAGUCUUGUGCAAAGGUUUGGCACAAAACCACUGAGCCACGGAAGGCGAUCUCGACUGGCUGCCACUGUUAAAGAUCAGCUGAAGGUGUUGCUGUACAACCAAAGUACAUUGACUCCAAUGGAUCGGAUGAACAAUAUUACAAUCGAUAUGAGGCAGGUGGAAGAUAAUGGGCGCAAAGAGUCCUUGGUGCAGCUGAGCCUCCCUGUGCCAGAGGAUGGGAUAAUAGACCUCAGCUUUCCAGUUUUGGACCAGGUGUCAAUGCUUGUCCUUCAGGCCGAGUUUCAGAAGAAUGCUGUGUUCCUGGAACUAAUGAGGCACUACACUUCUCCCAGCAGUUCCUACAUCCAGAUCAACAGGUCCAGCUCUCCUGCACAUGUUGGGAUUCCUCUUUGGUUCACUGCAGAGAGUAGUUAUCCAUUGUCAGAGUUUCAUUAUUUGGUUAUGGCCAGGGGCACCAUUGUAGCAUCCGGAACGGUGACCUCCAUGUCCUUCUCCCUGACACCCGAGGACUCCUGGGCCCCUUUGGCCCACCUGGUGAUCUACAGCAUCCGCUCAGAUGGCGAGAUCGUCAAUGAUGCAAUAUUUCUUCAUGUUAACCAGCUUCAGAGGAACGAAGUAUCUCUGAGCUGGAGUCAGGCCAAUGUGAAGCCAGGGGAGGAAGUGUCACUCACAGUGACGGUCUCUGAACCCGAGAGUCUGGUUGGAAUUCAGGUCGUGGACAACACAAGAAACUGCCCUGAGCUGUGCAAUAGCCUCACUGAAGAAGAGGUGCUUGAGGGACUUACUGAGGACAAUAUGGACGAAGACAGUCUGCCUCUGAAGAGCGGUGACCCCUUCUCCAUUUUCACGACUUGCAACAUCAUAGUGUUAACAGAUGCCAAAUUACCUCGGAGUGAGGUCAAAAGGCCUGUUGCUGAGGAGGAAAUGGAGGAUGAAUCCAAGGGUGUGGAUGUGGACUGGGAGCCUGGGGCAUGCAGGGACUGGAUAUGGCUGGAGAAGAACAUGAGCACAACAACAGCAAAACUUUCCUUCAGUGUGCCUGAUCACAUCACUUCCUGGCAUGCCAGUGCCUUUGUAGUGUCAGACAAUCUGGGUUUGGGGCUCAUGUCUACGCCAGCGAAGCUGACCGUGUCCCAGAAAAUGUUUGUGUCUUUGGACCUCCCUCAUUACAUCAUCCGUGGAGAACAGCUGGUCCUGGAGGUCCAACUAUGCCACAACUUUGAGAAGGACCUGGAGGCCUUGGUGUUUGUGGUGGACAGUGAUUUGUUUGAAUUUGUCUACGCCGACAACCAGUCAUCUCAGAACGGCAUGCCGAGGAACUUGUUCGUGCGAAGCGGGAAUUGCGCCACCGCUCUUUUUCCCAUUAGGCCCAAGGACCUCGGCACAAUGUCUGUGACAGUGAAGGCUGUGUCCAUUUUUGGCUCCGACACAGUUACCAGCACAGUUCUGGUCAAGUCUGAGGGCAUUGAGGAAUCAUUCAUCAAGUCUUUGUUUCUGGAGCUGGUCCCAUUCGCGGAUAACCACUCCAAAGAUAUCACCUUCACCUUUCCCCCAGAUGUGGUGCCAGGCAGCCAACGGGCUGAAGUGGCUGCAGUCGGCAACAUCCUGGGGCCCACCCUCUCAGGGCUGGAGUCCCUCAUACAGAUGCCCUAUGGCUGUGGAGAGCAGAACAUGAUCCAUUUUGCCCCAAACAUCUACGUCCUGAAGUUCCUUACCGUCACCGGUCAGGUGGAGGACGAGAUCUACAACAGAGCCAUUUCCUUCAUGACAACAGGUUACCAGAAUGAGCUGUCCUACCAAAGGGAGGAUGGCUCUUUCAGUGCCUUUGGGGACAAUGAUGCCUUUGGCAGCACAUGGUUGUCUGCGUUUGUGCUACGGUGCUUCCUCCAGGCGCGACAGUUCAUCACGAUCGAUGCCAACGUUCUCUCCCAAACAGCAGCCUGGUUGGUCAAACAGCAGAGGCCCGACGGGGCCUUCAACGAGCCAGGGAGGGUCAUUCACACAGAGCUUCAGGGAGGCCAAGAUCACUCCCGUAAUAUCUCUCUGACCGCGUACGUUCUGAUGGCCCUGCUAGAGGACCAGACCAACAAGGAUUUGUACGCCGACACCGUGACAAACGCGCUGCUCUUCCUGGAGAGCAAGCUCACUGAAGGGAUCUCCAGUAACUACAGCCUGUGCCUGGUGUCCUACGCUUUGUCCCUUUCUCUACGUGUCAGUGCACAAACUGCCCUGCAUGAGCUUCUGGGAAGAGCAGAUAUAAUAGACGGCGUGGUGUUCUGGAGUUUGCCAGGCGGGGGGCUCAAGGAUUCCUGGCAACCGCGAUCGGCCUACAUAGAGAUGGUGGCCUAUGCGCUGCUGUCCCUUCAUACCCAGGCCAAGGUGGUGGAGGGCAUCCCCCUCAUGAAGUGGCUCAGUGAGCAGAGGAACCAGCUGGGAGGGUAUGGCUCCACACAGGACACUGUAAUAGCACUGCAAGCCCUGUCCCAAUAUGCACACUUCAGCGGGUCAGAUGCCAUUGACCUGAGGAUUACAGUCAGCACCAAGGACUCUUACACUCUGGCCAUGUUCAACAUCAAUUCUGAAAACACUCUGCUGCUGCAGACCCAAGAGAUUGAAACUGGGAAUGAUAUACACCUAACUGUUGCUCUGGAAGGAAGAGGAUUUGCUCUAUUUCAGUUGAACGUCUUUUACAACUUGGACGGCCGCAAGGUGUCACAGCCUCGCAGUGGCCAUGAGGAUGCCGAGGCAUUCGAUUUGGACAUUGAUGUCGUAGAGGAGGACCUGGACCACAUCUCCCUGACCAUAUGCACUCAACUGCGGGAUGGCCUGCAUAUUAUUCAGACGGGCAUGGCACUGGUGGAAGUGAGCAUGCUCAGUGGGUUCACGGCAGUUGAAGGUGGGAUCCAAAUUAAUGAUAUUGUGAGGAAAGUGGAAACGCCCCCCGGUAAAGUGGUUCUUUACCUGGAUUCGCUAACCACAGCGCGUGUGUGCUUUAACAUCCCAGCAGUGAGGGACUUUAAAGUGGCAAAGGUUCAAAAUGGCAGUGUCGUCAUCUGUGACUACUAUGAGCCCCGGAGGAAGGUAGAGAGGGAGUACAAUUCAGAAAUGAUGCGUCACACGUCCAUCUGCGCAUUCUGCGGGGAAGACUGCAGCAAGUGCAGGGACGUGGGGUCUGGCGGCGUCUCUGUCUCCCGCCUGCUGCGAGACAACAUCUGCAGCCUCGCAUGGGCGCUGCUCAUCCUGGCUGCUGUCGGGCGCUGA